AUGUCGUACACCCAGGAACGCUUCAUCGCCGAGCUCGCUGUCCAGCGGGCCACCCUCCUGACCCAGAAGGUUUUCAACGAGAAGGCCAAGGGCACCGUAUCCAAGGAUGACAAGUCGCCCGUGACCAUUGGCGAUUUCGGCGCCCAGGCCUUGAUCAUUCAGGCCAUCCGCAAGAACUUCCCCAACGAUGAGAUCGUCGCCGAAGAAGAGGCCAGCUCCCUCCGUGAGGAUAAAGCGUUGAGCGCCGAGAUCUGGAGACUGGUCAAGGACAUCAAGCUCGAGGACGCCGAGAGCGACAACCUCCUGGGUGGCGCCCUGCCGAGCGAAGACGCAAUGCUGGACAUUAUUGAUCAGGGCAAGAGUGCUGGUGGUCCCAAGGGUCGCAUCUGGGCCCUCGACCCCAUCGACGGCACCAAGGGCUUCCUCCGCGGUGGUCAAUAUGCCGUCUGUCUCGGCCUGAUUGAGGACGGCGACGUCAAGGUCGGCGCCAUUGGCUGCCCUAACCUCCCCGUCGAUGACUCCGCCACCAUGACCGCGUCCAUUGGCGCCGACCAGACCAGCGGUGCCGGCAACGGUGUCCUCUUCUCCGCCAUCAAGGGCGCCGGAUCCCAGAGCCGUCCCCUGACCAACGCUGCGCUCGCCGAAAGCAAGCCCAUCUCCAUGCGUCCUGUCCCCGAUAUCUCCCAGGCCGUCUUCUGCGAGGGUGUCGAGGCUGGCCACUCGGCUCAGGGCGACAACGCCGCCGUCGCCCAGCUCCUCGGCAUCUCCUCCCCCAGUGUGCGUCUCGAUUCGCAGGCCAAGUACUGCUCGAUCGCCCGCGGCGCGGGUGACAUCUACCUGCGUCUGCCGGUCAAGAAGGACUACCAGGAAAAGAUCUGGGACCAUGCGGCCGGCGAUCUGAUUGUGCGCGAGGCGGGUGGUCAGGUCACGGAUAUCUACGGCAACGGAUUGGACUUCAGCAAGGGCAGGACUCUGGCUGCCAACAAGGGCGUUGUCGCCGCUCCCAAGGCCAUUCAGGACCAGGUCAUUGGCGCCGUCAAGACCGUCCUGAAGCUAAGAUACAAAAAGAAGAAACCCAGCCGCGUCGCCCAUUUACCGGAUCUUCUUGGCCUUGAGUCUGAUGGUCUCCCCGUUGAUGAAGAUACCCUUGCCCUUGUAUGGCUCGGGCUUGCGCCAUUCCCGGAUCUCCGCCGCAAACUUCGUCACCACAUUCUUAUCCACGCCUUCCAGCAAGAUACGCGUCGGCUGCGGGGUGCUGGCCUUGACGCCCUGGGGCACGCCCAGCUCGAUCGGGUGCGAGUAUCCGACCUUCAGGGAAACAAACUGCUGGCCAGGGUAUUCGGGCUCGACCGUGGUCGCCGUGGGCUCGACCGUAGCUCUGUAACCGACACCGACGAGACUCAAAAUGCAGAUGUGGCCUUCCGAAACGCCCAACACGUAGUUCUGUAG
Molecule: messenger RNA, 1449 nt
Organism: Aspergillus terreus NIH2624
Lineage: Eukaryota; Fungi; Ascomycota; Eurotiomycetes; Eurotiales; Aspergillaceae
Product: 3'(2'),5'-bisphosphate nucleotidase
Exons: 2
Coding region: 1-1449 (482 amino acids)
Biological process (GO): phosphatidylinositol phosphate biosynthetic process; sulfate assimilation
Molecular function (GO): 3'(2'),5'-bisphosphate nucleotidase activity
Source: RefSeq, a predicted model, not a curated record